Messenger RNA from Didymodactylos carnosus, 315 nucleotides. The record is from the annotation of a GenBank genome assembly. NCBI's taxonomy places the organism in Eukaryota, Metazoa, Rotifera, Eurotatoria, Philodinida, Philodinidae.
AUGUUACGUCCAGAACAAACGGAUGUACCAGUAAUUUAUGAAUCACUUGAAUUGCAUCGAACAGAUCCCAUGCAUACUGAUAAAAUUCAUCAUACUGAUAUACAACAACCACAACAUUUAGAACAAAAAGCUAAAGAAUAUGAGCCAACAGUACAUGAUCGAGAUGUCAUAAUUACAAAACGACAGCGUCAUAUAACACCACCAGCUAAUAUUGAUGUAGUAGAAGAGCGUUAUGAAGUAAUUAUAUGCGAACGCGAGAAGCCGAAUGAUGAACAAUUAACGGUUCGAGAAGAAACUGCUUUGUUAAAUGAACAU